AUGCAAGUAUCUCCAUCACUCAACCAACUAUCUCCAUCACUCAACCAAGUAUCUCCAUUACUCAAUCAAGUAUCUCCAUCACUCAACCAAGUAUCUCCAUUACUCAAUCAAGUAUCUCUAUCACUCAACCAAGCAUCUCCAUCACUCAAUCAAGUAUCUCCAUCACUUAACCAAGUAUCUCCAUCACUCAACCAACUAUCUCCAUCACUCAACCAAGUAUCUGUAUCACUCAACCAAGUAUAUUCAUUACUCAACCAAGUAACUCCAUCACUCAACCAAGUAUCUCUAUCACUCAACCAAGUAUCUCCAUCACUCAACCAAGUAUCUCCAUCACGCAACCGCGUAUCUCCAUCACUCAACCAAGUAUCUCCAUUACUCAAUCAAGUAUCUCCAUCACUCAACCAAGUAUCUCCAUUACUCAAUCAAGUAUCUCUAUCACUCAACCAAGCAUCUCCAUCACUCAAUCAAGUAUCUCCAUCACUUAACCAAGUAUCUCCAUCACUCAAUCAACUAUCUCCAUCACUCAACCAAGUAUCUGUAUCACUCAACCAAGUAUAUCCAUUACUCAACCAAGUAACUCCAUCACUCAACCAAGUAUCUCUAUCACUCAACCAAGUAUCUCCAUCACUCAACCAAGUAUCUCCAUCACGCAACCGCGUAUCUCCAUCACUCAACCAAGUAUCUCCAUCACUCAACCAAAUAUCUCAAUUACUCAACCAAGUAUCUCCACCACUCAACCAAGUAUCUCCAACACUCAACCAAGUAUCUCCAUCACUCAACCAAGUAUCUCUAACACUCAACCAAGUAUCUCCAUCACUCAACCAAGUAUCUCCAUCACUCAACCAAGUAUCUCCAUUACUCAACCAACUAUCUCCAUCAUUCAAUCAGGUAUCGCCAUCACUCAACCAAGUAUCUCCAUCGCUCAACCAAAUAUCUCCAUCGCUCAACCAAAUAUCUCCAACACUCAACCAAGUAUCUCCAUCAUUCAAUCAGGUAUCGCCAUCACUCAACCAAGUAUCUCCAUCGCUCAACCAAGUAUCUACAUUACUCAACCAAGUAUCUCUAUCACUCAACCAAGUAUCUCCAUCACUCAACCAUGUAUCUCCAUCACUCAACCAAGUAUCUCCAUCACUCAACCAAGUAUCUCCAUCACUCAACCAAGUAUCUCCAUCACUCAACCAAGUAUCUCCAUCGCUCAACCAAGUAUCUACAUUGCUCAACCAAGUAUCUCUAUCACUCAACCAAGUAUCUCCAUCACUCAACCAAGUAUCUCCAUCACUCAACCAAGUAUCUCCAUCACUCAACCAAGUAUCUCCAUCACUCAACCAAGUAUCUCCAUCACUCAACCAUGUAUCUCCAUCACUAAACCAAGUACCUCCAUCACUCAACCAAGUAUCUCCAUCACUCAACCAAAUAUCUCCAUCACUCAACCAAGUAUCUCCACCACUCAACCAAGUAUCUCCAUCACUCAACCAAAUAUCUCCAUCACUAAACCAAGUAUCUCCGUCACUCAACCAAGUAUCUCCAUCACUCAACCAAGUAUCUCCGUCACUCAACCAAGUAUCUCCAUCACUCAACCAAGUAUCUCCAUCGCUCAAUUAA
Pecten maximus is the source of this 1602-nucleotide messenger RNA. RefSeq names its product coagulation factor V-like. Bases 1 to 1602 code for a protein of 533 amino acids. The record is from RefSeq and is a predicted model, not a curated record. The transcript is spliced from 2 exons. NCBI's taxonomy places the organism in Eukaryota, Metazoa, Mollusca, Bivalvia, Pectinida, Pectinidae.